CGGGAGGACGCUGCGCAGUGCAUCUUGGGUCGGCGUAGCCAUGGCGGCUCGUGUCCUUUCCGCCUGUGUCCGCCGCUUGCCCGCGGCCUUCGCGCCGCUGCCGCGGGUCCCCACGCUGGCCCUAGCCCGGCCGCUCAGCACUGCCUUGUGUCCCGUGGGCACUCGGAGGAGGGCCGGGGCGACACAGCCGGCCUCGCCGUUCGCACAGGUUCCAGGGAGUGUUACACAGUUGUGUCGUCAGUACAGUGACCUGCCCCCUUUGACAUUAGAGGGAAUCAAGGACCGAGUUCUGUACGUUUUGAAACUCUACGACAAGAUUGACCCAGAAAAGCUCUCGGUAAAUUCCCAUUUUAUGAAAGACCUGGGCUUAGACAGUUUGGACCAAGUGGAGAUUAUCAUGGCCAUGGAAGAUGAAUUUGGGUUUGAAAUUCCUGAUAUAGAUGCAGAAAAGUUAAUGUGUCCACAAGAAAUUGUAGAUUACAUUGCAGACAAGAAGGAUGUAUAUGAAUAAAAUAUCAGAGAGGACUCAGAUGAUAGCAGUGAGCAUCUGCAAGGGAGAGUGCGCCCGGACGUGGGGAAUUUGACAGCCACUUCGCUGGACUUGUAUUUAAAUAGUUUGCUUUGCCCUUUGAAAAUAAAUCUAUAAAACCAG
Molecule: messenger RNA, 652 nt
Organism: Castor canadensis (American beaver)
Lineage: Eukaryota; Metazoa; Chordata; Mammalia; Rodentia; Castoridae
Gene: Ndufab1
Product: NADH:ubiquinone oxidoreductase subunit AB1
Biological process (GO): fatty acid biosynthetic process
Cellular component (GO): respiratory chain complex I; mitochondrion
Molecular function (GO): acyl carrier activity; acyl binding
Source: RefSeq, a predicted model, not a curated record